AUGACAAUUGCAACACGACAAGAAGUCCUUGGCCUGUAUCGUACCAUAUUCAGACUUGCAAGAAAAUGGCAGGCAGCAUCAGGGCAGAUGGAAGACACCAUCAAAGAAAAACAGUACAUACUAAAUGAAGCCAGAACAUUGUUCCAGAAAAACAAAAAUCUCACAGACAUAGACCUUAUUAAACAGUGUAUAGAUGAAUGCACAGCCAGGAUUGAAAUUGGACUGCAUUAUCAGAUUCCUUACCCAAGACCGAUUCACCUACCUCCAAUGAGCCUCACCCCAUUACGAGGCCGAGGACUUCAAAUCCAGGAGAAACUGAGGAAACAUUCCAAGCCAGUAUAUCUCAAAUCCCAUGAUGAAGUUUUCUAACCCAGAAGAAAGUUUAUUUCUGAGAAUGAUGAGCCAAUUUGGUCUUGAAUGUAGACCAGACAACAGGACCUUUUUCCUUGAUUAGGAGCAAAAAUUGAAAUAGUCUUUUUCAAAGUUCCAAAUUAAUCCUUACCUAUGAUGUGUGCCUAUACACCCUUAGGGUUUCUCAGAGUCUUCCUGCCUGAGUGGAUGAAAUUAACCCUAGAGGUGAUGACUCUUACAUCCUGACUGAAGUCACCUUUGGAAACAAGAGUAAGGCCUGUGAGAGGAAGGCUGAAGUGCUUCAAGCUUUUCAUGAGAAUGCCAUUCACCACACAAUCAGCUGGAUGUAAGAAAGUGAGCCAUGUGCUGGAAGUUCGUUUGGCCAUUCUAAACUAUGUAUUGCCCUCAGAAUAUUUUUUAGGUUCUUUUGAAAAUUACAGAUUUGCUUAAAGUGAGGUUUCGUGUGCCUGGUGUUUGUAUGUGUAUGUGUGUGUGUGUGUGUGUGGUCUUUUGACCUUCUAAUUUCCAGACGAACUCCCCUUAGAAAGUGCAUCUGUGCACUGAUCAUGGUUUUUCAUGAAAAUUUUGACACACAUCCCCUCCCCCCAUACACAAAAGUACAUGCCCUAGUUAAGUGCAUGUAUGUUUACUUUAUCUUAAAGCCUGUGAUUACAUAAGAUGCACUUAGGAUCUGAAAAGCUUCCUUGAAACUCAUACUGCAUUAAUUGUAUUUUACUUUAUAUAAUUGAAAAAUACAGGGUCUGAGCUGACUUUCAAAAUAGAAAUGGGACAAAUACAGAUAAAAACACAAAGGCUUUGUACCCCUGCAUGUAUGGAAUUAGAUGAGAGUUCAUGACAAUUCAUUUGUACUUUAGUGUCAUUCUCUCUUACCUCCACAGAGAGUGGGCAUCACCAAUAAAGAUAA
Castor canadensis (American beaver) is the source of this 1276-nucleotide messenger RNA. Lineage: Eukaryota; Metazoa; Chordata; Mammalia; Rodentia; Castoridae. The record is from RefSeq and is a predicted model, not a curated record.